AGAAAAGAAAAAAAGAGAGAGAGAGGAGGUUAAAGAGAGCAACUUACAAAUCUCAGCUCAGCUUUACACACUCAAAGAUGGCGGUCGCGCCCCUAAACCUCCGCCGUCAACUCUCCAUCUCUUCCUCUCCUUCUUCAUCUUCGUUGCACCCUUCUCACCUUCUUACCCCUCAACUCUGCAAAAUCUUAAAACCGCCCCAAAAUCCCAGGAAAAAAUUCUCCAUUUCCUCCUCCUCUUCCCCGAUUUUCCUUCCCUUCCUACAAACCCCAUCAGUUAAGCAACCUCAAAUUCCCGACCAAGAUGAAGAGACCCAAGAUUCCGACGACCCGCUUCUCAAAUUCUUCAAGACCCGAACUUCAAAACCGGACCCGCCUCAAGAAGGCCGGAUUUCCCUCCAAAAGAACCGCAGAACAUCGUGGCAUCUGGCGUCAAAUCUCGAUGACCCAGAAUCGGAAGCUGCAACAAAAUCCAAAACAGAUAAUUUAGAUGCAUCAUCUGACAAAAUUGCAGAGACCCCAGCAGAAGUGGAGGGGGGAAUCGUAGGGGAAAUACUUAAAAUCGCGAGGGCGUUACCGGAGAACGUCACGUUGGGAGAGGCGUUGGAAAGGUGUGAUUUUGGAGGGAAAUUAGGGGCGGAGGAGUGUCUGGAGGUGUUGAGAGUGUUGGGCAAGGAGGGUGAGGUGAUGAGCUGUUUGUAUUUCUUUGAGUGGAUUGGAUUAAGAGAGCCGCAUUUGGUUACUGCGACGGCGUGCUCAGCUCUGUUUCCGGUGCUGGGGCGGGCGGGGAAGGGGGACGAGUUGUUGGUGGUGUUCCGCAAUCUGCCUUUCAAGCAGAAUCCGCACUUCAGAGAUGUUCGUCUUUACAAUGCUGCGAUUUCGGGGCUCAUGUCGUGUGGAAGGUAUGAUGAUGCUUGGGCAUUGUUUGGGAUGAUGGAAGCAAGUAACAUCCGGCCUGAUCACGUAACAAGUUCUAUCAUGAUCACAGUCAUGAGGAAGAACAGAGAUAGUGCUGAAGAUGCGUGGAAAUUCUUUGAGAAGAUGAACCAGAAAGGCAUCGAGUGGAGUUUAGAAGCCGUGGGGGCACUUAUUAAAUUGUUCUGUGACGAGGGGUUAAAGAAAGAGGCUCUGAUUAUCCAAUCAGAACUUGAAAAGAAGGGGAUAUCUUCUAAUGCUGUUAUUUAUAACACAAUUAUGGAUGCUUAUGGUAAGUCAAACCAUGUCGAGGAGGCAGAAGGUCUUUUUGCUGAGAUGAAGGCAAAAGGAGUAGCCCCGACUGCUGCUACUUAUAACAUUUUGAUGGAUGCGUAUAGCAGAAGGAUGCAACCUGAGAUUGUCGAGAAACUACUUGAAGAAAUGGAAUCUGCCGGUUUGGAGGCGAAUGUAAGAUCAUACACAUGUCUGAUUAGCGCCUAUGGAAGGCAGAAGAAAAUGAGCGACAUGGCUGCAGAUGCGUUCUUGAGGAUGAAAAGGGUCGGCAUCAAACCCUCAUCACAUUCGUAUACUGCUCUUAUCCAUGCCUAUUCGGUUAGUGGCUGGCACGAGAAAGCUUACUUGGCUUUUGAAGAUAUGUUAAGAGAGGGAAUAAAACCCUCCAUUGAAACAUAUACUGCUCUACUUGAUGCGUUUAGACGUGCCGGUGACACUGAAACACUCAUGAAAAUCUGGAAAAUGAUGAUCAGGGAUAAAGUUGAAGGGACUCGAGUUACUUUCAACAUUCUGGUUGAUGGAUUCGCGAAGCAAGGCCAUUAUGUGGAAGCAAGAGACGUGAUGCAUGAGUUUGGGAAGCGUGGUUUCCAUCCGACUGUGAUGACGUAUAAUAUGCUGAUGAAUGCAUACGCAAGGGGAGGACAAGAGUCGAAGCUGCCACAGCUGUUGAAGGAGAUGGCCGCAUUGAAUCUGAAACCCGAUUCUGUUACCUAUUCCACGAUGAUAUAUGCCUAUGUCCGCGUCCGUGACUUCAGCAGGGCGUUCUACUAUCACAAACAGAUGGUGAAGAAUCGCCAAGUGCCCGAUGCCAGGUCAUACGAGAAGCUCAGAGCUAUCUUGAACGUGAAGGCGAAGAUCAAGAAUAGGAAGGACAAAAGCGCGCUGAUGGGGAUCAUCAAAGCCAGCGCGGGCUUGCUGAAGGAGAAGAAGAAGGGGAAGAAAGACGAAUUCUGGAAGACCAAGAAGGGGCUGCGGACGCCUCCUCCUCGCCCUCCUCAGCCUUCACGGUGAUCAUACGUGCCGUGGCUCCAUCUAUAAUGAGGUGAUGAGCUCUUCAAUUCUGUUGUGGAAUUUGAGUUUAUGAUCUUGUUAAAAAUGGAUUCUUAUGUAGAAUAUUGUUUAUGCAGAGUUCACUUAUGUAUAGUAGUUUUGCAUUUGUCUCA
Messenger RNA from Salvia miltiorrhiza (redroot sage), 2368 nucleotides. Its product is annotated as pentatricopeptide repeat-containing protein At5g50280, chloroplastic. Gene Ontology annotation, molecular function: protein binding. Bases 78 to 2216 code for a protein of 712 amino acids. The record is from RefSeq and is a predicted model, not a curated record. NCBI's taxonomy places the organism in Eukaryota, Viridiplantae, Streptophyta, Magnoliopsida, Lamiales, Lamiaceae. The transcript has 2 exons.